Raphanus sativus (radish) is the source of this 1810-nucleotide messenger RNA. RefSeq names its product calcium/calmodulin-regulated receptor-like kinase 2. Gene Ontology annotation, molecular function: ATP binding; protein kinase activity. Gene Ontology annotation, biological process: protein phosphorylation. The transcript has 3 exons. The record is from RefSeq and is a predicted model, not a curated record. Bases 328 to 1686 code for a protein of 452 amino acids. NCBI's taxonomy places the organism in Eukaryota, Viridiplantae, Streptophyta, Magnoliopsida, Brassicales, Brassicaceae.
AAGGAAAAAAAAAAAGAACAAUUAAGUGCUACAGUUAGCUCAUUCAUCCCUCUCUGUUCCUUUGUUGAUCAGUUUACUUUUAUGGACGAAGUCUUCUUCUAGAUUUUGACUUUUGUCCUCAAAAGCCGAAUAAGAAGGAGAAAGAACACUAACAAUCUUGCACAGAUCUCCUCCUCCUUACGCUUCUUCCUGUCUAAAGAAGAGUGUUCAGUAGCUUUGCCUGCUGCUCCUUGGAUUUGCGAUUCUUGUAAGGUAAAAAAGGAAAAAAAUGUUAACGUUCUUUGACUCUGUUGUUCCCUUAUGGUUUGAAAAGUGAUAUUAUCAAAAAUGGUGAAUAGAGGUGAUUUGGUAGUGAUUGGCAUAUCGGUUGGGCUUGCACUCGGUCUCUUGCUAGCUCUGCUUCUCUACUUCGCCUUUAAAUGGUACAACAACCGCUCUCACCUAAGGCGAUGCGCUAACGAACACAACAUCAUCCAGACUCUACCCGUCCACACUGCUAAAAGAGCCGUAGUACUAAACCCUGAUGAUAGCACCAACACAGCGUCUUUACAGCCACCUGAGAAUGCAUCACCACAACAUCAGCCAUGGUGGAACAACAACAACCAUAACAAGGAUCAUCUCACUGUAUCUGCAUCCGGCAUACCUAAAUAUCACUACAAGGAUAUUCAGAAGGCAACGCAGAACUUCACAACCGUACUCGGACAAGGAUCUUUCGGUCCUGUCUACAAGGCCGUUAUGCCCAACGGAGGUUUAGCUGCAGCGAAGGUUCACGCCUCUAACUCAAGUCAAGGCGACAGAGAGUUUCAAACCGAGGUAUCUUUGCUUGGGAGGCUUCACCACAGGAACCUCGUGAACUUGGUAGGAUACUGCGUGGAUAAAAGCCACAGGAUGCUCAUCUACGAGUUCAUGAGUAACGGAAGCUUGGAGAAUCUUUUGUAUGGCGGUGGUGGUGAAGAAACAACUACAACACAAGUCUUGAGAUGGGAAGAGCGGCUUCAAAUCGCUCUUGACAUCUCCCACGGCAUUGAAUACCUUCACGAGGGGGCCGUGCCGCCUGUUAUCCACCGUGAUCUCAAGUCUGCAAACAUAUUGUUAGAUCACUCCAUGAGAGCUAAGGUAGCAGAUUUUGGGUUGUCUAAGGAGAUGGUUUUCGAUAGAAUGAAUUCAGGACUGAAAGGCACACACGGAUACAUGGAUCCUACCUACAUUUCCACUAACAAGUACACGUUGAAGAGCGACAUUUACAGUUUCGGUGUCAUCAUCCUUGAGCUAAUCACUGCGAUCCAUCCCCAACAGAAUCUGAUGGAAUACGUCAACCUGGCUUCGAUGAGUCCUGAUGGUAUCGACGAGAUAGUCGAUCAGAAGCUAGAGGGAAAUGCAAACAUCGAAGAAGUGAGGUUACUGGCCAAGAUUGCCAACAGGUGUGUGCACAAGACGCCGAGGAAAAGACCGUCCAUAGGAGAAGUCACGCAGUUCAUACUGAAGAUCAAACAAGGUCGGACUCGAGGAGGGAGAAGACAGGACACAAUGUCUUCGUCGUUUGGUGGUGUUAUCGAUGGAGAGGAUAUGUCGAGGGUUAUAAGCAGGAUUAAGGAUCAGCAUGUUGAGUUAGGGCUAUUGGGUGGUGUCAAAGAAGAGGAUCAUCCAGAGAGGAACAGUACUACUACAACAACAACAACAUUGUAACUAGGAGAAGAAGUCUUGUUUUUUUUUUGUACAUACUAUUAUUAUUACCAAAUGAGUCUCAAAAAUCUAAAAAAUGUUGACUUUGCUGACAAGUUAAAAUCACAUCAAUGUAUGUUUCAGUGGA